Molecule: messenger RNA, 1949 nt
Organism: Halteromyces radiatus
Lineage: Eukaryota; Fungi; Mucoromycota; Mucoromycetes; Mucorales; Cunninghamellaceae
Exons: 1
Coding region: 21-1817 (598 amino acids)
Biological process (GO): regulation of DNA-templated transcription
Molecular function (GO): sequence-specific DNA binding; zinc ion binding
Source: RefSeq, a predicted model, not a curated record
UUUUUUUUUAUGAUAUCAUCAUGGAUAUUGAAAAACUAUUGACAAAAACACCUUCAUCUUCUAGUAAUUUACAACAAUCAUACCCUGAUCAAAAAUUAAUACACGAAGAUAAACUAAUGAAAAUAUGGGAACAACAAUUAUAUAAAGGUGGAUUUAUAAUAAAAUCAACAUGUGAAAAAAAUACUUUGACGGAUUGUUAUAUUACAACUUCUCGACAACAUCAAUCAACCUUCAAAUCAAUGGAUGAAACACCUAUUCAUAUCAAGAUUAUUGGUCGGCAUAUGAACGGGUCAUUUCGUUGUCAUAUUGGAACUGGAAAGCAAUCACGGCCUAUCAAAACAACUGAAUUAUCACAACAAAUGCGAAUGAUGGUGGUCUUUUUUCGAGCGGAAAAUAGUAAAAGUCCUUGGGUCUUGACCGAUUUUAUUUUUUUUCCAACUUGGUUACUGCAUCUCUUCCGUUAUGCACAUCAUGAUGCUACUCCUGGUCGUACAGAUGUUCGCUUCUUGGAAAAUGCUGCCUUGGCUAAAGAAGAUCAUAUUUAUCGUCUGAAUCAUGUGCUCAACUCUCUCUUUCGUUUCCAUUUAUACUGCUUAGAUUAUAAUCAAUUGAAUGCAUCUUUACGGUUGGCCAAUUUUUUAUUCGACUCUGCUGGUUUGAAUCCUAUGACUUUACCACGACCUCAACUUAUUCUUAAUGAUGAUCCAUUCACUGCUUCAUCCGGAAACAACGAUCAACCGUCUCUCUAUGCCUCUCUUAUCCUACUCCUGCAUGCACCACGUCCCACCAAAACCAAAACAAUGUGCAACAAUUGUAAUUCCAAACCUUCAUCACGACGUCAACUUUGCGUAGCGUGUUAUCGAUAUCAACUCAAACAUAAUGAACCACGACCACUACGUUUGAUUGUUGCCAAUCGACCUGGACCUCGAUCUCUUUCACCACCUUCCAGUAAAACCAAUGCGACUUCAUCUUUAUCAUCAUCACCAUCUUAUUCCCAUUCAAGAUCAUCGAUGGAUUUAUCAACUAGUACAUCAUCAACAUCAUUAUCAUCAUCGCCCACGUCACCUAUGCCCAUCUUGUCCUCGUAUUUUAUAAAUCAGUAUCAAACAGGUCCCAAAAAAAAGUCAAACAAGUGUGUCAAUUGUGGUGUGACAGAGACUCAUCAAUGGUAUCGGAAUCUAUGCGGCCACGGACAUUGGUGUGAAACAUGCAAAAGUUAUUAUUUACGCCACGGCAAGAUCCGCCCUCCUGAAUUGUUUGUCAAGGCUGCAAAAAGAAAGAUCGAUGUACGUUCAUGGAUGGAUUGGACUUCUUGGUGUUUAGAUGAUGCUACAGUAGCAACAGCAACAAUGGCAAUUAACAAAGAUUCUCAACAACGUAGAUGGUCCUCAUUCGUAACACCAACAAAUAGUGAUCACUUGUUACCUUCUCCUUCGACGACAACUGUAUUACUUCAUACAAAUGACCAACCUCUAUCAUCUAGCUCCAGUGAUCAUGUAUUCUUCCCAACGCGUCAUACUCAAAAUACCUUUUCACCUGUAGUAUCCUUGUCUUCAGCAUCAUCGUCAUCUUCGUCAUCAUCAUCAGAGUUUUCUUCUUCACCUUCCUCCUCUGCAUUACCUCUAGGUCCAAUGUCAUCAUCGUCAUCAUCAUCAUCCUCAUCAUCAUCACAUUAUUCAACGCCAUUGAUUCAUUCGACAUCAUCAAAUCUUCAUCAUUAUGUUUUGAAAAAAGAAUCUCGCCAGAUAUCCAUCAACGAACCUACUCGAACAAUUUCAUCAUAUCUUCCCAGUUACCAACAUCCAGCAUCUUCCUGAGUGUCAAUCACUUGAUGAUUUUUAUCCUUUUAUGACUUUAACUCUCUUAUGACGCCAAUCUCUUAUUUAUUUAUUUAUUUAUUUAUUUAUUUUUUUAUCUGUCCCUUAUCUUUUUCUUUUCCUAUAGUCUAU